This is a messenger RNA of Thunnus maccoyii (southern bluefin tuna), 2616 nucleotides long. Its product is annotated as adhesion G-protein coupled receptor G1-like. Gene Ontology annotation, molecular function: G protein-coupled receptor activity. NCBI's taxonomy places the organism in Eukaryota, Metazoa, Chordata, Actinopteri, Scombriformes, Scombridae. The coding region runs from base 89 to 1597 and encodes 502 amino acids. The transcript has 12 exons. The record is from RefSeq and is a predicted model, not a curated record. Gene Ontology annotation, cellular component: membrane. Gene Ontology annotation, biological process: adenylate cyclase-activating G protein-coupled receptor signaling pathway; cell surface receptor signaling pathway.
GUCAAUUAGAUUUCUUUUAAAACUCAACUUCACUAGCUCUCUGUAAAAAUCCUUAUGUCAUUGUACUUCGUUUGAAAACAUAUCUGAUAUGGAUCACUUCCUGUCAACCCUGACUCUUUGUCUCGUCUCACUCGUCUGGGUUUCUACAACUCAAGCUGAUGGCUCCUGUGAAAAUGUCUUCUCUGAGUGUCACCAACGUAAUGUCUCCUGGACCAGGUGUUAUGACCACAAAAUUCGAAAAUGUACGAUAAGAAGCCAUGGUAUGCCGUACUUCAUUCAACGGAGGGUGAACUCGUCUCAAGAGGCUGUGGAGAGUCCUACUCCUGAACACGGGGUUCACAUCCCACCCUCAGCUCUACAGAGAAUCAGAGGAGCUGAUCCUGAGGAGGAGGUACAGCUGGUGAUCACUGUGCUCAACAGCACUUACUUUAAGCUGAGUUCCCCGCUGCCAAAAGGACGGGGGAGAGUACUCAGACCCAGCCCUCCUGUCCACAGGCAAGACACUGUUAUGGGGGAGUCAGUGCUGGUAGUGAAGGCAGGGAACUUUCCAGUCAGAAACCUCCCACAACCCAUCAAAUUAAUCUUCAAACACAACAAAGAGGUGGAAAAUGGGACUUGUGUGUUUUGGGAGGAGUCAGAGCUGGGUGAUGGAACAGGUCACUGGAGCCCAGACGGUUGUCAUACCACCUUCACUCAAACUGAGUGUAUUUGUAGCUGCAACCAUCUGAGUUUCUUUGCUGUGCUUGUGAGGGCCCUAGCAUCAGUGGAUGUAAGAAAUGUUGUGAACCUUGGCUAUAUCACCUACAUUGGACCUGCACUCUCCGUCUUCUUCACAGCCAACAGCUUGAUCAUCUAUAUAUGUCUACAAAAUUGGCGUCCAGAGAAGGUGAUCGGUGUGCAUAUGCAACUAGCAGGGGCACUGCUCUGCCUCCACCUCAGCUUUCUGGUGUGCAGUAUGUUAGUGUUGCAGCAGAAUGAGAACGAGGAGGGCUGGGUUUGCCAAGUUAUGGGUCUCAUUUUACACUGGUCCCUGCUGGCCACCAUCAGCUGGACAGCUCUGGAGGGAUUCCAUCUCUACCUUCUCCUAGUCCAAGUCUUAAACGUGAAGAGAUACCUGCUCAAACUCAGCUUGGUGGGAUGGGGUCUUCCUACACUGAUUGCAGUGGUUUGUGGGGUUUCAGGUGUUUAUGGGAAAUACAGUCUGGAACUGAGGGAUGCCAACAACCACACAACAGUGCAGAUGUGCUGGAUGAGCAGCAAGUUCCCACAGAGGCUUUUGGUCAGCUAUGUCAUUACUAUGGCCCUUCUGUUACUGUUGAUACUGUGUAAUUCCUGUAUGCUGGGACUGGUGGUGUGCAAGCUGCAGGGGCUGAGAGGAGGUGGCGGGGAUGUGAUGAACAGAGAGAAAGGAAGCAGGUUGUGGAAGGACUGUGCCACAGUGCUGGGUCUCAGCUGUGUUCUGGGGUUACCAUGGGUGUUAGGCAGCGCCACCUUAAUCUCCCUCCCCCAGCUGUACCUGUUCACUGUACUCAACUCCCUGUCAGGUGUAUUUGUGUUCCUGUGGUCAUGGUCUUUGAUUGACGAGCCUCAAAGAUAAUGGAUACCGGUCUCAAUAACUAAUAUACAAUGCUAAAACAAAUGUUUCAUGUAUAACCUUUAUUAGGUGUUUUGGUGUCCAUGUAUAAUGGACAGUCCAAAUAUAAUCAAAUCUGAACAAUAACUUGAUUUGCUGAUGGUCAAAUGAAAUCGCAUUUAAUAUUAUUAUCUAAUUUAAUGGUUAAAUGGUAAUUUAUUUGGUUGGAGAUGCCAAAAAAAUAAAACACAAAGUAAAGACAACUAAAUCAGAGGAGAUCAUCUAUAAAAAUCCUGUAUGACCUGUAUGACCCUGAAAAUCAAUUUAAAAAUUUGACACAUAUGACAAUAAAACAGUUCAGAAGUGCCUGUAACAAUGGUGAAAGAUAAGGUACAGAUGGCUGCAGCAGAAGGAACAAAGGACAGCUUAAAUCUUAUAGUUUUGAUCUUACUUUGCAAUGUCCUGCCUCUGUUGCUCACUCAAACCUCUGGUGUAGGUGAUGUGUACAGUAUUUUAGGAUGCCAGACAUAUUUAAAAUCUGGUCAUUGUAAAGUUGUGCUACUGUUCAAAUGUACUCUUUGAUUUCAAAUAUCUUAGUCGCUUUCUUUAUAUUUACGAUUCUUAACACACACAUUGACAAACAUAUAAAUCAAGCCAAAAGUUAAGUAACUCUGUGACACCGACUUGUAAAGAGUUGAAGGACACUCUGACUGACCCAAGAAAAACAUUCUUUGCUGCAGUGUUUCUUUCUUUCUUUCUUUCUUUCUUUCUUUCUUUCUUUCUUUACAUUGCAGAUUAUUUUCAAGACUCUUUCAAGGGCUCAUCAGAGUAAUCAUCAGGUCCCUGUUUGUCUUACAGUAACAUGAACAUUAUUUUUACAUCAUCUAAUCUCUCUAAUAACACAUACUGUGUUUAAUGUUUUGUAAUAUAUUAUGUUAUAUUAUAUGAAUUUAUUUUUGAUUGUUGAUUAUUUAAUCAUGUUUAACAAUAUGGCUAAUGAUAUGUUAACAAUAUGAUAGAAUAACACCUUUUAUUGAACAGAA